Messenger RNA from Pseudocercospora fijiensis CIRAD86, 894 nucleotides. RefSeq lists its product as uncharacterized. Lineage: Eukaryota; Fungi; Ascomycota; Dothideomycetes; Mycosphaerellales; Mycosphaerellaceae. Bases 1 to 894 code for a protein of 297 amino acids. The transcript has a single exon. The record is from RefSeq and is a predicted model, not a curated record.
AUGGCCACCCCCGAUACAGAUGUCGGCGAGUAUGAUCAGUACUGGCGACUCGCCUCGUACCAGAAGUGGACCAAGGCCACGCUGUUGGGCGCUCUCCAGUCCAGCGGCAUCGUCGUCUCGAGGAGCCUUACCAGACACGCGCUCAUCGGCAUCAAGCAUCGACUCGAUCGUGCCAUGGUCUACUACGGAGACCAGCGGAUCUCGACGGACGAGCUCCGGAAGUUCGUGAGAGACCGCGGACUGUCUCUGCCGACACCUGCAACUCGCAAAGCACUUGUCAAUGUUCUCGUGGCCGCAGAUGAAACCCGAACUUUCGACCGCUUCCAGGACUUGCCACCAGAGCUUCGCGAGGACAUCUACAAGCUCUAUUUCGAUGCGUUCCCGGAGAAGCUCAUUUGUCCAACGCAGCCUCCACUGACACGAACCAACAGGCUCAUUCGCGAAGAGGCUUUACCCAUCUUCUACAAGUCGAUUAGAUUCCAGCUCGCUUUUUUCUACGGCCAGAGCCAGAGCACGUCUGACGAGACAAUCAACAAGGGCACUCUCCGUCCAGACUUUCCGACUACUGCAUUUCUGCAUCAACUUUCCGCAAGACCAGAUCAAAUCCUGCGAAAAGUCGUCAUCGACAUCGGUGUUGCGUCCAUCGAAGGCUUCCGUUUCCUCGACUCGAGCGUUCUGAUCUCCGCGGAGUUGACUGUCAAGCCCAAGAAAGGCCAGAUCGACAAGGAUAUCUCGCGCAUGGGAAGGAAGCCAAAGAAGGGCAAGGAGUUGGUGGCUAAUGUUCGCAGCGAGCUGAAGAGAAGCUUGAGAGGCUGCUCAAAGAGGGCCAAGGAGAUGCUCAAACUCAAGGAUAUCUAUGCUGCGCGUCGGGCGGCAGAGAAUGGCUUCUUGUAG